UAAAAUGAGACAGAGUAAAUAUGAGUUAAAACAAUUUGACACAAACUUUACUUGCAAGACUAGCAAAAACAAAAGUCCAAAAUCCCUGCAUUUGAACAAUAUUAUUGGGAAUUCUACAUUGAGAAAAACAUGUCCAUAGGAUAGAACAAGGACAUCCUGCCUUCCAGAUAAGAGCAGCUCAUCUUUCUUUGUAAGCAUUGUGUUUCUUUCAAGCUUCAGCAAAAUCCACUUAGGAAUUCAGUGAAGUGGACUCCAAGCUUUAUAUUAUUACUUCACAACUAUGCAUACUUCAGAACCUUUAUAUAUAUAUAUAUAGAGUCCCCCAUCUGGUAGAGUAGAUGACUGUGAUUGUACACACACUUAAGUUUGUCUAUUCAGAAAGCAUAAAUAGAAAAUAGUAUGAAGGCCUCUGUUUUGUUUGGCAUUGUCUUGAUACUAUGUGCAUGCAUUUGCAGCAAACUUAUAUGGGCAAAGGAUGCAGAUAAUCUCCAGGAUACCUGCCCAGCAGACACGGCUCGCAAAAACAUCUUCGUAAAUGGUUUUCCGUGCAAGAAUCCAGCUGAGGUUAUAGCUUCGGAUUUUAAAAGCUCACUUUUGAGCAAGAAAGGCGACACGGACAACUUCUUGGGGUCUUCGACAAACAUACUCACUGCUGCAAAGUUCCCGGGCCUCAACACUCUGGGCUUAUCGGUUGCAAGGACCGACUUUGAAGUGGAUGGCCUGGUGUUGCCUCAUUCUAACCCGAGGGCUUCUGAGAUGGUGUUUGUCAGCUCAGGCAGGGUGGUUGCCGGGUUCGUGGACACCAAAGGUAGAGUGUUCCAAAAGAUUCUCAACGAAGGUGAUGUUUUCGUGUUCCCUAGAGGGCUUCUGCACUAUUUCUACAACAUCGGCUUCGAGUUUGCCACGGUUUUCUCCGUUCUGAGCAGCCAGAACCCUGGCGUUGUGGGCAUCUCGGAUGCCCAGUUCACACCUGAUAAUGAUGAUUCAGAUUCCAUGAAAACGCUGAUCAAGAAAUUGAAGUCUCUUUCGAACUUGGAUGUUGACCGGAUUGAUAACGCAACAUUGCUUUCCUAUGGCGACCUUCCCAGCAACCCAUGGCAUCUGCAAAUUUGAAGCUACUUCAGUGAUAUCUGGUGGAUUGGUUACUGAAUAUAUAUAUUAUGGGGAAUUCCAAACACCACAUUUCAAAUAAAAUCUUCUCUUUCCUUUUCUAA
Molecule: messenger RNA, 1214 nt
Organism: Ipomoea nil (Japanese morning glory)
Lineage: Eukaryota; Viridiplantae; Streptophyta; Magnoliopsida; Solanales; Convolvulaceae
Product: germin-like protein 11-1
Exons: 1
Coding region: 400-1113 (237 amino acids)
Cellular component (GO): cell wall
Molecular function (GO): manganese ion binding
Source: RefSeq, a predicted model, not a curated record